UGCGGCAGUUUUCAUUUCGGAACGGAUUGGAUCGGUUGGUGUUUUUUUCGCGCUCGGUUUAAUUUUUCAAAUGUGAUUGCAGCGUGAUGUGUUGUUUUUGGUGAUUCUUGACAAGCGUCUUUCCCCCGGAGAAUAACGAAAUCGAUUGUGCAAAAAUUGAUUCAAAAUCCAAGUGCCUUUCAUUGAAAUUGUUGUUGGAAUGCAAUUGGUUGCUCGUGAAUUUUUGAGGACUUGCUCCAAGUGGAUGAGUUUGUGAAGAGUUUUGUGCCAAAUUAAGGGAUUUAUUGCGUUAAAGGCGUACUUUUUACUAUUGCGGAUAUCACGGUUGUAGUUUGUAUGGUCAACGAACAACAUUCUAUGGACACACCUCGAAUCAGAUAUUCAUGACGUGAAAGAAUUGUAUGUUGCUGUACCGAAAUCGAUGGAAUGUUUGGCUUAAUUUCUUGAAAAUCACAGGAAGUAUAUAAACACUACAACCCACAUUAAAAGGUAGAUUACUCCAGAAUUAACUCAGACUCCACAUUUUGAGGAUAUAUUCAGGAGAAAACAUCAUAACGACCGCCAUAUUAUCUCUCUCCACGGCCGCCAUUUUGAAUCCUUAAAUAAAUUUAAUAUUUAUUUCACUACAAAAGUUGCAAUAAAAAUCUAAAAUCGUGGCGCAUCAACAGAAUAAAAUAUCAAGUAAAAUGGCAGCGAGUACUGGUGAUAUUUGGUUACAAUGGUUCUCAUGUUGUUUUCAUCAACCGCAAUCACCAACACGUCGGAGACGACAAAGAUUACAUAUCGAUCGUUCAAUGAUCGGUUAUCCAACAAAUUUUGUACAUACCGGCCAUAUUGGUUCAGCGGAUGUUGAAUUGUCCACAAAUCACCUGAAUGCCAUACAAAAUCAAAUGCAAAGUAAAGGAGGCUAUGAAAUGAAUUCGCUGAGAUUACAGGCUUGCUGAUAAAAAAUGAUCUCCUUAUAAGAAUAUAUUUGCAUACACCGUCAUCAUCGUAAUCAUCACAUGGCCAUUAAUUAACAGCACCUGGAAGAGUAACUGGAAGAAGAGAAUAAUUGUUUAUAUCGCCAUCGGUUACAGCAACUAAAUUGACAACACAAUGAGUGACUUUAAAAUUACAAUAAAUAAGCAAUAAAUUUAGAGAAUAAUAGAACGGCAAACAACGUUAGUUACACGAUUGAAUCACAAAUAAAAUUACCACGUUAUUAUCGUUUGCUAUAGAAUUCCGUCUAGCUUUUCCGUCAGUUAGACAAACUGGAGAUUCGAAAAGCUAAGUCGUUUGAGUUUGACAUAGCAAAGAAACAUGUAAAUAGGAAAAUAUAAGAUUUUUGUAUGCCCUACAAAGUCCCCUUAAACGAAUCAAACAAAAAGUACUUGAAAUUCCAUUGGCCAAAUAGAAUGAUGGUUUCAUUUGUUACUUCCAACAAUUUCUAUUCGAAUAAGAAUAACAAAGGAAGAAAAUCAAAAAGUAAUGACCAUAAAGUUAGAUAUACGAAAAGAUUAUUAGAAUAGGAAAUAUACUAAAUCUAGCAAUGCAUUACGUUAAGCGAAUAAUGAGAAGAAUUUUUACAAUUGCAGAGAACUCUAGAACGUUAGUUAGUGUAGUUUGUAAUAUGGAAACUAAGCAGGGUUUUCGCAGUUUCUGCGAAGCUCUGCAAAGUGGGGAGACACUUUGUUGAGAACAACCAGUAAAAAGAAAUUAUGCGAGUAUAGAAGUUACUUAAAUGAUAUUUUGUACUUAGUGUAUAGUGUGUACAGCAAAUUGAUUAAUCCUUAUACAACCGAGUACUCUUUUCUCCCGCAUUGAACUGGAGCUUCCUUGCAAUUUUGACUAUUAUUUAUUUAUUAACCAACCCGCUCUUUACUCAGAACUGAGAUUUAUUUAAAAAAUUAUAUAUUUUCUAAUAUCUAUUCUACUGUAAUGAGUCCUUUUCUUCGUUGAAAACUGUCAUUGAUGUCUGUUUGAUGUUGAAGAAUGAAUACAAAGCUAAAGCACAA
This is a messenger RNA of Hermetia illucens (black soldier fly), 1997 nucleotides long. It is a transcript of the gene Spec2, whose product is annotated as CDC42 small effector protein homolog. Gene Ontology annotation, biological process: regulation of Rho protein signal transduction. Gene Ontology annotation, cellular component: plasma membrane. The record is from RefSeq and is a predicted model, not a curated record. Lineage: Eukaryota; Metazoa; Arthropoda; Insecta; Diptera; Stratiomyidae. The transcript has 5 exons. Gene Ontology annotation, molecular function: small GTPase binding. The coding region runs from base 687 to 944 and encodes 85 amino acids.